Messenger RNA from Punica granatum (pomegranate), 1491 nucleotides. The record is from RefSeq and is a predicted model, not a curated record. Lineage: Eukaryota; Viridiplantae; Streptophyta; Magnoliopsida; Myrtales; Lythraceae.
UUGGAUGGGAUUUCUGUCCUAUGUAGCUCUACUAUUGCCAUCCCUAGCCGUUAAUUUCCUUGCCUGAGCAUGAUGAAUUCACAGAAAGGUGUUAAUAAGACCCUGUUUCCAAUGUGUCGAUCUUUCAUUUGGGUUGUUCUCAAAUUCUCAGUUCCCUGCCUGGGCAUGCUUUGGCUUUCCGAGGAAGGAUGAUUCGAAGGAUUGAGGUUCAGCGUAGUGGUACUCACCCCUGAACUUAAAAUCAAGUGGUUCUUGAUCACGUCUCGUUCUAUUUUUCCCUUUUCCUCAUCCCUACUAGCUAGUUCAUGGGUCUCCCUUAUAGUCCGAGAACGGUGAAAGAUCAGUUUGAAGUGUUCCUGAGCUUUAGAGGACCGGAUUCUCGACAGGGUCUGGCCGAUGUCCUCUAUAGCGAAAUGAGAGCGGUUGGUAUCCGUGUUUUCAGAGACGACGAUGAGCUUGAAAUGGGCGAUGAGAUCGGUGAGGUCCUAGUGGCUAUUGAGACCUCCAGGAUAUGCGUACUGAUCUUAUCCAAGACCUUUGCUGCUAGCACGUGGUGCCUCCGCGAAGUUGAAAGAAUGGUCGAGCUCAGGAAGCUGAUAAUCCCAAUUUUUUACACGGCCGGGCCAGAUGAUGUUAAGCUAAGCACGGGAUUAUUCAAGAAGGAUCUAAAGAAGCAUGAGAAGAAGCAUGGAAAAGAACGAGUGAAGAAGUGGGAGGAUUCUCUCAAAGCGGUCGCCAUGAUCAAAGGACGGGAAGUGAAGAAUACAGGGUAUGUAGAGUUUAGCAAAUCGUUUGUUGGAGACGUUCAGACAAAGUUGAAGGUGCAGUGCCUCUCCAUGUCCAACCCCAGUCAGCCAUUGAUAUCUGUCCACCCUGAUGAUGAGCUCCCGUUAAUCUCUGCUGAUCACGUGGAAAAUCAAAGUUCUCGCGAUCCUAAUACCAUUCAGCCUUGGGUCGGUGCAUAUUUCCAUAGAGCCACUCCUCAAGCUCAACUUGAAAAUCUUCCCGAUACACAAUGCAAAGGCAAAUUUCUCCUUCGACAUACGGUAGCUCCUUUGCGUUCAGACAUUGGUGAUCCCGACACAAUUCAGCCACCAGCACUUAUUGAAAGAUUAUUAGAAGAAAAGGGGGAAGCUGUUCGACACGGUCUGCGGUUGCAACAGGAACUGGAGGACAUGUUGAAGAGAAGAAGGCUGCAAAAGACUGGGCUUCAGACAUUAACCUUCUCCUACGAAGUCGCACUCUUAGCGUUCCUCGUCGGAUUUACCGCUGGAUACCUUUCGGUUGACGCCACUCAGAAUUGUGUCCAGAUAGCUUUCUUAAGAAUCUUCACGCUAUGUUUCCAUUAUUAGUCUUGUAUUUUGAUAUAUUUAUCUGUCCUGGGCUCUUUAUGUAAUUAUCAUAAGUUCGUUCGUAAAACAGCUUUGUAGUCCGUAUAUCUAUUACUCAGACAAGGUUGAUGAUGGCUUGAUUCUGAACUGUUUCUCUGUU